AUGAGCUUCAUUCAACGAAUCACGAAACGGCUGCCCAGCGCGCCCAGCCUGCCGUUGGAGGAUGCCCCCAACGAGAAAGGCCGCCUCCAUCCUAGAUUCGCCUUUUUCCGACGAAGGAUCCGCCUCAAGGGCAACUCAUCUAUUUCUAUACCCCUGGGGCUUGUUUUACUAUUUCCAUGUCUUGUAAUUGUCCUGAUUCUGCUUCUGUUUGUGCGACACCCUGCCUCCCCCGGGGGCAUCUUAAUUCCAGCGGGCACUCCGCCUUCCAUCCGAAAAAUCAGUGAAAAACACGAUAAGGUCUUCGCUACGGGAUGUAUGCCCAUUGAGCCCGAGGAAAUCGCAAAGGCCCCCCGCGCCAAUGCCGCCUUUGUCGUUCUCGCCCGUAACAAGGAGCUUGAUGGUGUCAUUCAAUCGCUCAAGUCGAUCGAAAGACAUUUCAACCGGUGGUGGCACUACCCCUAUGUUUUCCUCAACGAUGGUGACUUCGAUGAGGAUUUCAAGGCUACCGUCAAGAACUACACCAGCGCCGAUGUGGAAUUCGGCAAGAUCGACAACUCGAUGUGGGGAUUCCCCGAUUGGGUCGAUCACGAUGUCGCCAAGGAGGGCAUCAGAAAGCAGGGUGAUGCUGCCAUCAUGUACGGUGGUAUGGAAAGUUAUCACCACAUGUGUCGCUUCUACUCAGGACAUUUCUACAAGCAUCCUUUGCUGAUGAAGUACGAAUGGUACUGGCGUCUGGAGCCCGAGAUCAAGUACUUCUGUGACAUCACCUAUGAUCCAUUCCUCAAGAUGGCCGAGGCCAACAAGACAUACGGUUUCACAAUUGCAGUCAAGGAGCUCCGAGAAACCGUCCCCAACAUCUUCCGAUACGCGGCCGCCUACAAGCGCAAGAACAACCUGAAGUCUAAAGGUCUAUGGGAGAUGUUCUUGGAGCAGCCAGAGAAGCCCGAGGUUCCGCCUGAGGAAAACAACCAAGGCAAAUUGCCCGACGAAAUCCUGCAAACCGAAGCCGGUGACAACAACCUGAAGGACAUCGACCCCGAGGCUAUGGAGGGUGAAAGCUACAAUAUGUGUCACUUCUGGAGUAACUUCGAAAUCGCCCGUCUGGAUUGGUUCCGCAGCAAGGAGUACGAAGACUUUUUCACCAUGAUGGACAGAAGCGGUGGUUUCUGGAACGAGCGAUGGGGUGAUGCUCCUAUUCACUCUCUCGCCGCCGGUGCUCUUCUCGCGCCUAGCGAUAUCCACUACUUCCGUGACUUCGGUUACCGCCACACCACUAUCCAGCACUGUCCUGCGAACGCCCCAGCCCGCCAACUUACCCGCAUCCCCUAUCUCGAGAAGACUACCGAAGAUGAGAAGAAACGCAUCGAGGAGGACGAAUACUGGGCCAAUGCCGACCAAGUCAAGGAAAAUGGCGUCGGUUGCCGAUGCCGUUGCGACACCGACAUUGUCGAUGUCGAAGGCAAGCAGGGCAGUUGUCUUCCCGAAUGGGUUGAAGUUGCCGGUGGCUGGUCCUCGCCAUAA
Messenger RNA from Penicillium olsonii, 1521 nucleotides. NCBI's taxonomy places the organism in Eukaryota, Fungi, Ascomycota, Eurotiomycetes, Eurotiales, Aspergillaceae. The record is from the annotation of a GenBank genome assembly.